Aplysia californica (California sea hare) is the source of this 2401-nucleotide messenger RNA. RefSeq names its product xylan 1,4-beta-xylosidase. Gene Ontology annotation, cellular component: plant-type cell wall. NCBI's taxonomy places the organism in Eukaryota, Metazoa, Mollusca, Gastropoda, Aplysiida, Aplysiidae. Gene Ontology annotation, biological process: xylan catabolic process; arabinan catabolic process. Gene Ontology annotation, molecular function: alpha-L-arabinofuranosidase activity; xylan 1,4-beta-xylosidase activity. The record is from RefSeq and is a predicted model, not a curated record. Bases 74 to 2401 code for a protein of 775 amino acids. The transcript has a single exon.
ACAAAAUUUAACCCUUCUUUUGGAUUUUUCUUUUUACAAGCAGACUCCAUUGGCGAUUCCCGUAAUAAAAACGAUGGCUAUGUUGUCAAGGAUACUGUAUAGUAUAAGUAUCCUUAUACUAGCCAUUGAUGUGUCAAACCAUGGAGUCUCGAGCUCAAGAUUUGAUCAACGUAGCCAUUUUAACAGAGUAAGGCACAUGUACAUAGAAGAGGACCAGAGACAAUUCGGCGAUUUCCCGUUCCGGAACACCAGCUUGCCGUGGAAUGAGCGCGUGGAUGAUCUCGUGUCCAGACUGACCCUGGAAGAGAUUCAGGUGCAGAUGGCCAGAGGUGGAGCUGGAGAGCUUGGAGGUCCAGCCCCGGCUAUUCCGAGAUUGGGCAUUGGGGCUUAUCAGUGGGACACAGAAUGUUUGCGAGGUGACGUGUUUGCGGUAGAGAAUGCAACGGGCUUUCCUCAGGCUAUUGGUUUAGCAGCCACCUUUAGCCGUGAAAUUCUGCACAAAGUUGCCAGAGCGACAGGUCAAGAAGUGAGAGCCAAGUACAAUGAUUUUGUCAAAAGGGGCAUCUUCGCCACCCACUCGAGCGCCAGUUGCUUCAGUCCGGUCAUCAACAUCUUGAGAGAUCCCAGGUGGGGUAGGAAUCAGGAGACAUACGGCGAGGAUCCUUACAUGACCGGCAUUCUGGCAGAGAAUUUUGUCAAGGGUAUCCAAGGCAACGACUCGAGGUUCAUAAUGACCAGCGCUGGAUGCAAACAUUUUGACGUUCAUGGAGGGCCAGAAAAUAUACCAGUGUCAAGAUUCUCCUUUGACGCUAUCGUCUCUGACACAGACUGGAGGAUGACGUUUCUGCCCGCCUUCAAGAAAUGUGUAGAGGCCGGUACCUACAGCGUCAUGUGCAGCUUCAACAAAGUGAACGGCGUCCCUGCGUGCGCCAACAAAAAGCUACUCACAGACAUCCUGCGUACAGAAUGGAACUUCAAGGGCUAUGUCGUUAGCGACCAAGGUGCCAUCGAAAAUGUCAUCUUGACACACAAAUAUUGCAACAACAGCGUGGAUACUGUGGCGACCUGCAUUAACGCAGGCAUGAAUCUGGAACUUUCAAACGACAUUCCCAGGCCGGUUUAUCUGUCUAUGAUAGAUGCUAUUCAACAGAGAAAACUGUCGGAGGAUUUGGUGAGGGAAAGAAUAAAACCACUGUUUUUCACACGCAUGAGGCUAGGAGAGUUUGACCCUGUAAAAGAUAACCCGUACGCCCAGCUGGGAAUGGAUCAGGUCGAAUCCGCCGAACACCAACAGCUGGCUGUUACAGCCGCCAUGAAGUCUUUUGUGCUGUUAAAAAACCAGGGGAGCAUUUUACCCUUGCAAAAAGGAGAGUUCAGCAAAGUCGCAAUCAUAGGACCUAUGGCAAAUGACUUUGAACAACAGAUUGGUGAGUACCAACCUUUUCAAGAUCGAUCGUUUUCCACAACUCCUUUGGACGCAGUGAGGUCUCUCUACCCCAACGCCAAAUACGGACAAGUGUGCAACGACAGCACGCCGUGUACACAGUACAACAAGGCUGCUGUGCCUCCAAUAGUCAAAGAUACGGAACUGGUGUUUGUUGCUCUGGGAACUGGUCAAGCUGUAGAGCGCGAGGGACAUGAUAGACCAGAUGUCGAGCUUGCUGGACACCAGAAGGAACUUCUUUUGGAUGUUCUAGACAACAGCGGUGACGCCAAGAUCAUCUUGCUUCUCUUCUCUGGCAGUCCUCUCAACAUUACGUUUGCCGACCAGUCAGACCGCGUGAUAGCCAUCAUGGAAUGUUUCUUUCCCGCACAGUCUACUGGGAAGGCCCUGUACAAUGUUCUCACCAACACCGGGCCGUAUUCUUCCCCGGCAGGCAGACUGCCCAAUACCUGGCCCCUGUACAGUACACAGAUUCCACCCAUGGUCAACUAUUCCAUGGAGGGUAGGACGUACCGCUACUUCAGAGGCGAUCCCUUGUACCCGUUCGGCUAUGGCCUCUCUUACACCCAGUUCAAUUUCUCUAAUCUGAUCUACAACACCACAAUCAAGGCAGGAGAUAAUCUGGAAGUGCAGGUGGACAUUACAAAUGUGGGUAACGUUGAUGGCGAAGAAGUUCUUCAAUGUUACAUUAGCUGGAAUGACAAGUCCUUGCCUGUACCACAGCUGCAGUUGGCCUACUUUGACCGGAUUCUCAUAACCUCCAUGCAAACUGUCUCCCGCCGUUUUUCAAUAUUCUCGGAGUCCAUGGCGUUUUGGCAAGAUGGGAAAUGGGUAAUUAAAGCUGGCGGGUUGAGUCUGUUCUGUGGUGGUCAACAGCCACAUCAGAAAAAACAGGUGCCGUCCAACGUCCUCCGAGGAACGUUCACCAUCACAAACUCUAUCACUCUUGAAAAGUAA